This is a messenger RNA of Saprolegnia parasitica CBS 223.65, 408 nucleotides long. RefSeq lists its product as hypothetical. The transcript is spliced from 3 exons. Gene Ontology annotation, molecular function: proteasome-activating activity; ATP binding; ATP hydrolysis activity. Gene Ontology annotation, cellular component: proteasome regulatory particle, base subcomplex. Lineage: Eukaryota; Oomycota; Saprolegniomycetes; Saprolegniales; Saprolegniaceae. The record is from RefSeq and is a predicted model, not a curated record. Gene Ontology annotation, biological process: proteasome-mediated ubiquitin-dependent protein catabolic process. The coding region runs from base 1 to 408 and encodes 135 amino acids.
AUGCUUCAGAUCGUCACGGAACUCGAUGGCUUCGACCCGCGCGGCAACAUCAAGGUGCUCAUGGCGACGAACCGACCCGACACAUUGGACCCGGCGCUCAUGCGUCCGGGCCGCUUGGACCGGAAGGUCGAGUUUAACGUGCCGGAGCUGGAAGGCCGCACGCAGAUCCUGCAGAUCCACGCCAAGAGCAUGAGCUGCGACCGCAACAUUCGCUUUGAGCUCAUUGCGCGCCUCUGCCCCAACACGACGGGUGCCGAGCUCCGCAGUGUGUGCACAGAGGCCGGUAUGUAUGCGAUCCGCGCCCGCCGCAAGUCGGUGAGCGAGAAGGACUUUCUCGAGUCGGUCAACAAGGUCAUCAAGGGCUACCAAAAGUUCUCGUCGACGCCCAAGUACAUGGUCUACAACUAG